ACCAAGUGCUCUCCAGAUAACACUCCGAUAACAGCCAGAACAUCGAUUUUUGCCAGAUCACCAUCCGCUCUCCAGUCCUCCCCCAGCCCCAAUCCCCCUUUUUCGAAAACUCCGGAACUCCGGGAGCGCGUUCCGGAAACAAACCCGCGACCUGUCAAUUUCCGCAUCUGUCAUUCAAACGUCAAAACUGUCACUCCGUCGUGCUGCGUUUUUCAGCCGUUUCAGGACAACUCCCCGAGGAAAUGUAACCGAGACUCCUCCAGGAGCCACUAUGCCGGCAGUGAUCCGUGCCCAGCAAUGCCGCUCGGAUUCCGCAGACCUAACCUCAAAAGGAUGUUAGUGCCCCCUUGACCAUGAUGGAAUACGAAUAUGCGUCGUUUCGCAGAGAGAUUGACUUUCACAACCGAUGCUGCGGCGGCAUGCUUUGGUGUAUACGCGAUAUUUGCGGCAUUAUUUGUGCAAUCUUAACGUGGUUACUUAUUUUGUAUGCUGAGUUCGUAGUUAUGUCGGUUAUACUCAUUCCAAGCCCGUAUCCUUUUUACAGCGUAAUCAAUAGCGUUAUUUUUCAAUGCUGCGCUUUCUUGGCGUUUUCGUCGCAUUUAAAGACUAUGUUCACGGACCCGGGAGCUGUGCCAAAGGGGAACGCCACCAAGGAGAUGAUCAAGCAGAUGGGCUACAGGGAGGGCCAGGUGAUAUUCAAGUGCCCAAAAUGCUGCAGUAUUAAGCCGGACCGGGCCCAUCAUUGCUCGGUCUGCCAACGUUGCAUAAGAAAAAUGGACCACCAUUGCCCAUGGGUGAACAAUUGCGUUGGUGAAAACAAUCAAAAAUAUUUCGUACUAUUUACUUUUUAUAUCGCCGUUUUAUCGCUACAUUCGCUCUUCUUAGCUAUCAAUCAAUUCCUCAUGUGCAUCCGGCACGAAUGGAAGGAAUGUACAACUUAUUCGCCCCCGGCGACCGUGGUUUUCCUGCUCUUUCUCAUCUUCGAGGCGCUUCUGUUCGCCAUUUUUACGGCUGUCAUGUUGGGAACCCAGGUCCAGGCGAUUUGGAACGACGAAACUGGGAUCGAGCAGUUGAAGAAGGAGCAAGCGCGCUGGGUGAAGAAGUCGAGGUGGAAAAGCAUCCAAGCCGUCUUCGGCAGGUUUUCCAUCUUCUGGUUCUCGCCCUUCGCCAAACCUGCUCCCAAAUACAAAAACGAGAUCGAUUUGUAUUCAGUAUAAUUUAUUGACUGUUUUGUACGAUUUUUAAAGUCUUUACUAAGUUGUCACUUGUAAUAAUUUAUAUGUAAUGUUUUCCAUGCACUCUUACUACUUAAUAAAGUAAAAUCGGCAA
Zophobas morio is the source of this 1329-nucleotide messenger RNA. RefSeq names its product palmitoyltransferase ZDHHC3. The transcript has 4 exons. Gene Ontology annotation, molecular function: palmitoyltransferase activity. The record is from RefSeq and is a predicted model, not a curated record. NCBI's taxonomy places the organism in Eukaryota, Metazoa, Arthropoda, Insecta, Coleoptera, Tenebrionidae. The coding region runs from base 354 to 1217 and encodes 287 amino acids.